UCCGGUUAACAUUGUUUUCGCAUAAUAUUUUCUAUGUUUCGAAAAAUACCUAGACUGAAGAUACCCCUCCCUCGCGGCUCUUCUUCAGUCUCUAUCUCACUCUCUCACUCAUUCUCCCUUGAAUGGACAGCAACGGGAUACCGGGGGGGCUAACCGUUCGACGAAGAUGGGACGCGAACGUAGCUCUGGUGGCUAUUGGGUGGGUCGAGAGGACCAACUCGUCUUCUUCUUCUAAGAGUGCAGUUAGUGCGAGGCGAAGAUGGUAGAGUUGGAGAAGAAGAUAAUGCAAUUUGCAAAGGACUUGGGUUCAGAGGAUAUGCGGAUGCCCAUGGAAAGACAGUAACAGUUAGACAGGAGCAAGCGUAUAUAACAAUCAUUGUCCAAUGGUGAGAAGGCUAAUUCUAUUAUAUUUUAUAGAGUAUUCUAUUACAGAUUCCUUUUUUACUUUACUUAGGUUCUUUGAAGAAAUUUGAUUUACUGAAUUGGGUUUGUGAUACAAGAUCAAAUGUGAUCUUGGAAAUUAUAAGAUUGUCUUUUCACCAUUUAUUGCCGAUCGGCUUUCAUUACUAAAGUUUUGUAUUUGUUUUAUUAAGAUUUAGGUUCUCACAUAUGUGUAAAUGCAUACAUGCAUGUAUAAAUAUGCAUAAAUAUAUAUGAUUCACUUUGUUAUUUUUUGUUCUAUAUAUGUUACAUCUGCUUCAGCUUGUUAGUUGUUUUUUUUUUCUUUUCUAAGUAAAGGUCUUACAGAUAACAUUAUUGUCGGAAGAAGCUAUAUCCACAACUUUCUUAUGCAUUCCUAAUGAUUCAAGUUCAUAUUUCCUAUCUGCAUGUAUAUUGAGAUGUCUUCUUUGGAUUAAUACUAUACAACAUUUAUUGUUGAGGCCUCUAGAAUCGAAGAAUUAAUGUAUUUCAACAACUUUGUAGUUGGCAUUAUAUUUAAAUAAUUUAUAAAAAUUUAUUUAUGUUACCUUGUUUAGUUUCAAUGGUCAUUUCACCAUCCUAGUUUUAUGCGAGUUAAAAUGAAAGUUUUAUGAACUUUUGAUGUUAUCCUAGUUCGUUGUUAUUCAGAUUUUUUAUUAGACUAUUGCUUGUCUUGUUGUUUGUUUAUCUUUAAAAGUUUCUCUUUUUGGUCCUGGCAGGAACAUGUUUGUCACCAUACUUCGUCUUACUUGGAACAAACAUCACACAUGUUUUUGUAAUAUGUGAUUUUGCUCUGUUAGUGUGAUGUGCUCAAGGAUGGCUUUUUAUGUGUUCAAAGAUUAAUGAAUUAGAAUUGGAAUUUGAUGCGGUCAAAGAUGGCUUUUUAAUUUUUUUUUUUUUUUUUUUUGUACUUUAAGCAACCAUUACAGUAUCUCAAGUGUGAUUUCUCUGAUAAGCCCAUCCCAUGCCUUAUAUUCUUCAUGCCAAAGCAGUGAAGGAUGGUACAGUUAGGAGUUUGAAUACAGCAAAUUACCUCCUGAGCUUGUAUGUUAAAUCUCAGAACUUUGAGAAUGCACACAGGUUGUUUGAUGAAAUACCUGACAAGGAUAUCCACUCAUGGACUAUCCUUAUUUCGGGUUUAGCUCGAAUUGGUUCUUCUAGUACAGUCUCUAAACUUUGUAGGAAAAUGCAGACUGAGGGUGUUCCUCCAAACCAAUUCACAUUAUCUAGUGUGUUAAAGUUGUGUUCUAGUAAAAGUGAACCUCAGAUAGCCAAGGGAAUUCAUGGAUGGAUAGUAAGAAAUGGGAUUGAUUUGGAUGUUGCACUGGAAAAUUCUAUUCUUGAUGUAUAUGUAAAAUGUGGCGCUUUUCAAUAUGCAGAAAGAUUAUUUGAAAGGAGAAAAGAGAGGGACACAAUUGCUUGGAAUAUAAUGAUAGGCGGGCAUAUGCGUAUUGGAGAUGUGGAGAAGUCUCUUGAUUUAUUUUAUAGGUUUCCUUUCAAAGAUGUUGCUAGUUGGAAUACUAUUAUAGAUGGAUUAAUGCGCAAAGGGUAUGAAGGUACUGCCUUAGAACUGCUCUAUGAGAUGGCAAACAAGGGACCUACAUUCAAUGAAAUCACAUUCUCAACAGCUUUGGUUUUGGCUUCAAAGUUAUCACUCUUGGAACUUGGGAGACAAAUUCAUAACCUUGUCAUUACAGUGGGCAUCCACAACAAGGGCUUUAUUAAGACUUCACUUAUAGAUUUCUAUUGCAGAUGUGGCAAAAUGGAGAAGGCAUUGAUGAUCUUCAGAAAGAUACAUCCGCUUCAUUCGAACUCUCUAAAUCCCAUCAUUACUGGCGAUGAGUCAAUGACAGAAGUUGUAGCAUGGAGCACAUUGAUUUCCGGGUUUGUUCAUAAUAACGAGUAUGAAAAUGCUUUACAAACUUUUGUUUCUAUGGUUGGUGAUGAUAUUGGCGUAGACAAAUUUACGGUCACAACGAUUGCCUCUGUCUGUGCUAAUGUUGGGAGUUUAACACUCGGUCAACAUAUCCAUGCAUACAUUCACAAAAUUGGGCACCAACUAGAUUUUCACUUAGGUUCCUCACUAGUUGAUCUGUAUUCCAAAUGUGGAAGCUUAGAGGAUGCCAGAGUGAUUUUUGAACAAACCUCUAGUCCCAAUGUUGUGUUGUGGACAUCAAUGGUUUCUGCCUGUGCAUUACAUGGGCAAGGACAUGAGGCAAUUCGGGUUUUUGAACUCAUGAUUGAAGAGGGAAUCAAACCAAAUGAAAUUUCUUUUACUGUGGUUUUAACUGCUUGUAGCCAUUCUGGGCUUCUUGAAGAAGGCUGCAAUUAUUUUCGCUUGAUGAAAGAAGUGUAUCGCAUCAAGCCUGGAAUUGAACACUUCACUUGUAUGGUUGAUCUUUAUGGUCGGGCUGGACGCUUGGAUGAGGCUAAGAAAUUUAUUGAUAGAAAUCAUGUUUCUAAUCAGAGUUUAGUUUUGAAGCCAUUUCUAUCUUCUUGCAGACUUCACAAAAAUAUAGACAUGGGAAACUGGGUUUCUGAAAAGCUUCUCCACCUCAAAUCAUUGGAUGCUGGUUCCCAUGUCCUGUUUUCAAAUAUGUGUGCUGCCAAUCAAAGAUGGGAAGAAGCAGCUAAAGUGAGGAGCUUGAUGAGACAUAGAGGGAUCAAUAAACUCCCUGGUCAAUCUUGGAUCCAACUGAAGAACAAAGUCCACGUUUUUGUUAUGGGAGAUAGGUCACAUCCAUGUGAAGCUGAGAUAUACUCAUACUUAGAUGCGCUGAUUGGAAGAUUGAAGGAGAUAGGUUACUCAUCUGCAUUGGAUCAAGUAAUGCAGGAUGUAGAAGAAGAGCAGGGUGAGCAGUUCCUUGGUUAUCAUAGCGAAAAGCUGGCUAUUGCUUAUGGAAUCAUCAGCAUGCCAUCUGGAACUCCAAUCCGAAUCAUGAAAAAUCUUAGAGUUUGUACUGACUGUCAUAACUUUAUCAAGUGUACUUCUCAGCUUUUAAACAGGGAGAUCAUAGUUAGAGAUAUUCGUCGAUUCCAUCACUUUAAGAAUGGUUCCUGCUCUUGUGGAGAUUACUGGUGAAGCUUUAACAUUACAGAACAUGUUUAAACAUUUUUGGUGUAUGUACAUCUGAUUAUUGCUUAAUGCUUAUGGUCAUCAAGUUUUUCACCCUUUUGGAGACAAGUUACAGUACUAAGUGCCAUUUUGUUUAGUUACUUAGCAAUCACUCUUGUAUUUCACUACUUCAAUACAACAAAUAUUGUAUAUACUUGCUUACAUGCAAAUAUUUCAGAUUCAA
This is a messenger RNA of Cannabis sativa, 3719 nucleotides long. RefSeq names its product pentatricopeptide repeat-containing protein At2g22070. Lineage: Eukaryota; Viridiplantae; Streptophyta; Magnoliopsida; Rosales; Cannabaceae. Gene Ontology annotation, molecular function: zinc ion binding; RNA binding; protein binding. The transcript is spliced from 2 exons. The record is from RefSeq and is a predicted model, not a curated record. Gene Ontology annotation, biological process: mRNA transport; RNA modification. The coding region runs from base 1385 to 3502 and encodes 705 amino acids. Gene Ontology annotation, cellular component: nucleus.